Molecule: messenger RNA, 3907 nt
Organism: Mercenaria mercenaria
Lineage: Eukaryota; Metazoa; Mollusca; Bivalvia; Venerida; Veneridae
Product: leucine-rich repeat-containing protein 72-like
Exons: 9
Coding region: 107-943 (278 amino acids)
Molecular function (GO): protein binding
Source: RefSeq, a predicted model, not a curated record
UAAUUUACUCAAGAAUAUACUGUAGUUUUAAUUUUUUAUUAAUAUAUACAUGAUACGAAUCUAAAAUUAUGCUGGUUCUGGACGAUUUAUUGUGGCAACAACGAAGAUGGCGGCCUCUGUGCAGGUAAUUGAGGCCCACCUGAAGGACAGAGGCAUUAAAAAAGAUAAAGAUGUGGUAGAAUUGUACCUGGCGAAACAAAAUCUAUCAGAAUGUGUAGAGUUAACAAGAUUUAAAUACCUGAGAUGCCUCUGGCUGAAUAAAAACAAGUUGCGUGAGAUAACAUGUCUAGACAACAACUUCCAGUUAGCGGAACUAUACCUGCAGAACAAUCAACUGACAGAUAUAUAUGGUGCCUUACAACAUCUUACAAGCCUUCAAGUGCUUAUGUUACAUAACAAUCAGCUUACAAAACUGGACAAAGUUGUAAAAGAGUUUAACAAGAUGCAGUGCCUUAGAACACUUAAUUUGUUUAACAAUCCUGUUGCUCAGGAGCCUGACUACAGAUUAUAUGUUAUUCAUUCUGUUCCAUCAAUUGAAUUACUGGACAGGCAAGAGGUGCUAAAAGGUGAGAAAGAAGCUUCAAAGAAAAUUUAUGAUCAGGAACAGGAGAAAAUCAGGGAGACUGUGGCAUUUGGACGUAGAUCUGAGGGGCCACCCAACCUGUUUUACCCGGGUAAAGAGCAACAACUCACAAAAUUUGAGUUGCAGUUGCCAAGGAGAUAUAUAAAGCCAAACAAGAAUACAAGAGAUCUUGGAAACAGCUUCUUGAGAGACAGUCCACUAUAUGCAAGUGAAGAGGACGCUAGCAAUGCACGUAGAUUGAAGAAAUCUGUCACCCUCUAUACAACAUUUGAUUGGUCCAAAAUACCUAGAAUAGAAGAACGACGACAGGCAGAUACCGUGUUUGACUCGCCAGAAAUUAUUACUCAUGUUUACAGAUAAAAUGGCAUUUAUGUUAUGCAUUUUUGUUAAGAAUUGUUAUAUAUUCACAGAGGUAUCAGUGUAAAAAUGUAUGUUUUGAUUGAAUAAUUUAACAUGUUAGCGUUGUUAAAAAUAUUUAGACUGGCUCCAGUUUUUUCAUGCUUUAUGCAGUAUAACAAAAAUGGUAAAAAUAUAACCAGUAAUCUCUACGCUACCAACUGUUGCUAUUAAACUGGUGAAAGAUAACCACAGCACAAUAUUAGAAGUAGUGUAAUAGCUAUAGAAAUAUGCUGUUGGUUCAGUCAGAAAAGUAAAAACGCGAAUAACUGCAAAGAAAUAACAUGUUUGUCUCCUAUAGGAGAUCACCACAUCUUGGCAACUCUGUUUUGUAACAUUCAACCAAUCAAUCCUGAAAAAUGUUAUUCAGUCAUUACAGUCCGAAAAGAAUAAUGUUUUCUCUAGGGUAGAUAAUAUGUGCUCUGACAUUAAACUUUUUAGACUUUUGAAGAUUGUCGUGCAAAGCCAAUUUUGGGUUGUCAUGUGUCAAGGCUUUCCCGGUGACUUGCACAUGGUCAGCUGUUCUACCCUGGUGCCUGCCUAUGCCAGAAAUAUUGUUGGGAGGGGCACCUGGGGUCUUCUUCUCUGUUAAAUUUUGGAAAGUCACAAUAUUACCUAAUUUGUGAGAGUGCAACAUAAAACUUGACAAGACAGAAUUAACUAGGUUUACAACAUGAGAUAUUUUAAGCAAAUCUGAUUGACUACUGGUGUAUGAUUACCACAGUCUGAAAGCCUUUCUAAGUUGUUCUGUUGUUUUCCCAACUUUAUUCAAAAUUUAAUGUUACUGAAAAAUAAAGACAGUACAUAGAUGUAUAUUAUAUAUAGAAAGAAAGCAUUUUUGAAAAAGUAUUUAAUUCUGUCUGGUGCCUUAGAUAUUGAUAUGACAUUUUGUAUUUUACCAUGGUUUAAAUGUUUGGCUUUUUGUCUAAACUGUUAUUGUAUAACACAGAAGGUGUUAAAUAUCUGUAAUGUGUUGGUGAGAGUAAAGAGAUGUGUCUAAUCAUGAGAAAGAGGGAAAAUCGAAUUUUGACGAAAAAACUACAAAUUUCCUAUCAUUUUUCUCAGGUCUGUAUGGUUUCUCAUAACUAAAUUCCACUGGAUUUUUUUUUUUGUCUAAGAAAAAAAUAUUAUUUUGUUUUAUGAGAGCAUCGCUACAUCCAUAAUUCUUUGUCUAGUGGUUGUAUCAGAAAUAAGUAUGAUUGUAAAAGCUAGUUUGCUUACACUUUACCAAAUUUCCAGCAGUGAUUGUCUCCCCUAGUGCUUCAAAAAUACCAUGUGACCUUAAAAAUCACAUGGCCAUUGAAAAGAUAUUUAAAUAUUAUUUAUUUAUUUUUGAUUUUAUCAUUUUUUCACCCAUUUUAGCAUUAAAUUUCUUAAAUAAUUUCAGUAACUAAAAUCUAACUAAAAGAUUUAUCAAAAUCUUGAUGAAAAUGUGUUAGUGAUGGCAGACGUCUAUUUGCUGUAAGGGGAGACAACUAUGUAGGAAUCUGAAACUAUACAUGUUGUACAUUGUUUUCUAUAGGUGCAGGAUUUCUUCUUUUCUUCACAAUGUGUACCAUAAUUACAUUUUACAUAAUUAAUUAGCAUUAUUAUAAAAAAGUAUUGGAUAUACAUUUUUUCGUGGGAGUUUGAUAAAAUAAGUAUUUUAAACAAACAGUAUUUGACUGAUAUUUUUGUCUUCUAAUGAAAGUAUUAUGUAUCAGAAAUUUAAUCUUUAGUGCUAUGAUCAGUUAAGUAUUAGUGCUUACAAGGUUAAAUAUUUUGUUUUAGGUAGUAUGCAUUUUUAAUGCCCCCAAAGGGAGGCAUAUUAGUUUUCAACUGUCCAUCUGUUCGUUCGUUCGUCACAACGUUAACUUUUUGCAUGAAGGCACUUUACUCACGAACCACUGCACCCAGGACCUUCAAACUUCACAUGCUGAUAGUACUUAUUGAGUACACGACCCCUGCUGACGUUUGGGUCACCAGGUCAAAGGUCAAGGUGCUGCAGGGGCAUUUGUCACCAUUAGUGACAGCUCUUGUUUUAAAUAAGCUUUGUACGAUUGAUAACAAUGUUUCUUUUAAAAUAUGUUUGAGAAUAGUUGGCUCCAUAAUGUCUCUUCUACUAAAAGAUUUUUUUUUCAUUCUUUCUUGGAUCAUUUCAGUCAGCUUUUAAAAACCUUCAUUUUGCUUUAGGUAGAUCAUAUUUUUGUGAGAUACAAUAGAAACAAUGUGCCAUUGGUUUUAGGUGAUCUGCCUUUUGCUUAAAAUGAGUUUUCUUUGGUUCCUUCUUUUUUUUAAAUAUAUAAAAAUUCUAUUCAUUGACAAGUAUGUCAUUCUAAAGAACUUCAGGAGUGGUAACAGGAGUUUCAGAUAUCUUGUAUUUUUGGAAAAGCAGCAUUAUACCUUAAAUUUUUUAGGAUUUUGAUUUAUUCAUGGGCUGGGUGUAGAGAAAAAAAAUUCCUUUUCAUAUUGAAUUUAUGUGUGUUUUCUAUUUAAGAAUUGUUUUAUUUAGUGACACCAGUUUUUAUUAUAAUGCAUUAAACAAGCAAAAAUUUCUUAAUAUGCAUUGUAUGUUAUAGAAUAAUGUGGUGAGAGCUUUUAAUGGUUUCGAUAUGAUUUUAUACUUACUGUAUGCAGCAGAUUUUACUUUUUUCAGAAUACAGAUCCAUUUAUUAAUAAGUUGCUAACAACCACUGACAAAAAAUAGCUUUUUGAUGAAUGUUUUCAUUUUUUUUACCAUUUAUCAAACAUAAAAUAUUGAACUGAGUCCUGUUUAUUCAGGUUGUCAUCUCUUUGGUUUUAACUAACCAUAUGAGUUGUGCCUGUCCUUUGAAUAUAUACUUGUUACAGUUCAUUGAUAAGAUAUUAUAGUAUUAUAAUUGGUCUGUGAUAGAUUCUUACCUUUUCAUUAUUACAAUAAAUUACUUGUUUCUUUUUGCAAACUCUUAA